Halteromyces radiatus is the source of this 1094-nucleotide messenger RNA. RefSeq lists its product as uncharacterized. The transcript has 3 exons. NCBI's taxonomy places the organism in Eukaryota, Fungi, Mucoromycota, Mucoromycetes, Mucorales, Cunninghamellaceae. Bases 117 to 848 code for a protein of 243 amino acids. The record is from RefSeq and is a predicted model, not a curated record.
CUCUGAUAUUAUCAUGAAGUAUCCUUAUUGCUGGUUUACACGAUGGGCUUAGCCCAGAUAUUUUUGUACUACAAAAUGAAGGUAGUGUAAGACAACCUCUGUGUUUCUAUGCAACGAUGACUCUCAUUGGAGAUGACAAUUCAUCAAUUUAUUAUUCUUGUGAUGAAGACGAAGAAAAAUGUUUCCAAAGUGCAGAUGAUCGAUGUCCGUUCGAUAUUAUUCUAGUAGAUAUCCAAAAAACGGCGGAAGAAGAGCGUGUUUGCUGUGAAAAAAUAAAACUGUUAGGAGCGCAGGCAGUAAACUUUAUUGCCUUGUCCUAUCGAUGGGGAGAGCUUGACGAGCAGGUUACGCCGGUCACAGAUGAUUAUUGUGCCCGCAUUAUCUCCUUUGAUUUGAACGAUUUUUUUAGAUUAUGCUGGCGUAUACUUAAUGAACCUGAUUUGAAAGACAUCAAGUACGCAUGGGUGGAUGCUAUCUGUGUCGAUCAAGGGAACGAUCGACGUAAAAAGGCUACGAUUUACCGGAUGACGGAUAUUUACAAGAACGCGACGUAUAUUGUUGCCGUACCUGAUCUACACAUGCGGUCAUUGAUCGCGAUCAGGGACUUGAAUGCAAGGAUGCGUAAACAGAUCCAGAAAUAUAGAUGGUAUCUUUACCAUUUUAUCCAUGGAAACACCCAAGAGCUGUGUCGACUUGACAAUGAUUGGAGGAACAAACUGCAUAGUGCAUCGGAUGGCGCACGGCAAGGAUAUAAUGAGAGAAUGCAGCUUGGGUGGGUGAGUGAAACAAUCGGCGAUUGCAUAGGGGUUGUUUAUUUUUAUUUUAUUUUAUUGACAACCAUUCGAUAGAGUCUAUUGGAUUCUGAAGCCAAAAAUAUCAAGCACUUGAACAAUUUAUCCAAAAGAGAUCCUGAAGACAAGGAUGAUUGCAACCGAAAUACACAAAAACGGAUAAUCCAAUAUCAGCAAUUCGCACAAAAGCUACUGGAGGAUAGUAGACAAGGUCAAGUGAUAUAUGCCAUCCAUUACCUGCAAGAUUUAUUUCUGGAUUGGGCAAAUCGAGCGUGGGUGAUCAGUGAAUACAGCAUUGCCAAA